Messenger RNA from Ornithodoros turicata, 3880 nucleotides. RefSeq names its product BLOC-1-related complex subunit 5-like (gene BORCS5). Gene Ontology annotation, biological process: organelle transport along microtubule; lysosome localization; positive regulation of anterograde synaptic vesicle transport. The transcript has 5 exons. Lineage: Eukaryota; Metazoa; Arthropoda; Arachnida; Ixodida; Argasidae. The coding region runs from base 88 to 825 and encodes 245 amino acids. The record is from RefSeq and is a predicted model, not a curated record. Gene Ontology annotation, cellular component: synaptic vesicle membrane; BORC complex; cytoplasmic side of lysosomal membrane.
AGACAUAUUACGGUUGCCUCAUUAUCAUCGCACUGACAUUUCAAAAUGGAGUCGUAAACAACUUUCUUCGCCUGCUACUGAUGUAAGAUGGGUAUUGAACAAAGCAGUCAUGCUGGAGGUGGUUCACACAAGCACAUAAAAGGUAAUAGUGCAAAGGCUUCAUCACCCCGUCCAUCCAUCAGCUCAGAUUCAGAUGUUCCUUAUAUUUCGUCAACAGUAAACAACCCUAUUGGUGACUCACCCAAGCUUUUUAGCAAGAGUCCCGCACGCCUUCUCAGGCAUUCCUCUUCUCCCCACCCUUCCCCAAAGCCACGGCCUCACUCAUAUGCUGGCUCCUCAGGUCACGAUAUUGUUGUUGUAAAGGAAGGGAACCAAGAUCUUGAAACUGUCGAAGCUGAUGAAGAUCUUCUUAAGCUCCAGAGAAUACCUUUAUUUUAUCCCAUAUUGCGAGGAACACUGCAUAGCCCCAUAGUACGUGACCCCGAUGUAUUGGAGAGGCUGGACAACCAAGCAGUGAGCCGUUUAGCCUCAAGGUACCAGGAGCACUUAAGACAAUGUGCAGAUGUUGUGAGCACAGAACAGAAUGCUAUAGCAACAAGGAUACGAGAGAUUGAUUAUGCAAUAUCAACACUGAGCACGAUGCUGACUGACAGGCAGAAGAAGUUUGUCAAGCAUGCUGAGCAGUUCUCCAAAGUCCAUGAGCUCUCAUCCAUGCUCAACAACUCCCAAGCAAUGUUAGAUAAAACCAUUGAGCAAGUAGAAGAACUCAACAAGCUUCUUCCUCUCGAGGAGCAGCUGGAACCAUUUGUAAUGGUAACUGGAUGAUGGCUGGUAGCACAGGAUGGGUAUACAGGUUAGCACUGCCCUGGAGCAUGUCCCUGUUUCAUGCCAAUGGUGCUAGGCAGUGAAGCAUUUACAGUGUGAAACUUAUAACUGUGACAGGGAAGAAAAUUGUCUGUAUUGUUACAGGGCAAUGUCUUCAUCUAGCUCGUAUGAUAGACUGGGUGUCUCAGCCUUUCAAUACGUUUGCUGCGGAAUGCAUUGGGAUGCAGGCGAGCUGGUGGAUAAACUCCAUAAUGAAGAGAGCUAUGGGUGAAGGCACAAAACACAGACAGGAUGCAACCGCUCAAAAGCCGCUCGGUUGUGUCAUGUCUGUUUUUUGUCUCUUUGUCCAUAGCUCAGGAUUUCUUCAUUAUGGGAUGCAUUGGGGCUGGUUUCAGUGAGUGGAGAGUAGUAAUCUUGUCUGAGCUUUGAGCAGCAGCAUGAGUUCACAGAAUAAUAUUGUGUGUUGUUAUGACCCUCAAUGAUUAUUGAUUGAUAUAAAAUUGAUAUGCAAUAGAUUCAUGUAGAAACUGCUUAGUCAUUGUAUGGUGAAAGCCCGUCGUGUAUAGUGCAAGCAGUGUAACAUGCUGUGAUAACUGAGAAGCCCAGUGGCCAUUCAGAAAAAGCGAGGACGUAGGAACAGACAAGCUCUUUUACCUCAUUCCAUUUUUAGCCAGAGUGUAAUCGUAUUUCUUGCCCAGUAAUUUCACCUUUGUCCAGGAAACUCGUGUGAUGUGACUCCAUAUCGGCAUUUCUUGCAUGCCAUAGCACUGCAUUUGCAGAAGCAGUAGAUGCACUUGUUCCAAUGAAAUGCAGAAGCUUUAUCCUAUUCAAUGGGCCAGAUAUCUGUGUUGAAAAAUAGGCUGGAUACAAAACCCAUUCCCUUGCUGUACAAACCCAUCAGCAUCCAGUGAAAGGGCAACAGACAUUUGGUUUCCCCUCACCGAUCCAUCUUUCCAUCAUGUUUGUUCCUUAUCAGCUUGAAUUUUUAUCCUAUUCACAAGGCACGUUUUUAAACAAACUAUGGUUACUUUCCUCUAUCCAUGAUUCUACACCAGGGGCAACUUAACUGGCUCAUGCACAAUUUGCCAUAUAAGGUGCCACAGAUGUACAGACAGACUCAACUUAUAUGUAGAUCUACUGCAAAUUAAUAGUAUCGGCCUUGCUUCGUAACAUGCCCGCUGGUUAUUUUUUUAAACUUUGUUGUUCAUUUCCGCAGAAAUGCGAGGUACAGAAAAAAAGCUACACAAUGCAGCUUGAGGGAGUCUGUACCUCCCUCAAUACAAGGGUGACAGCAACCAGAAAAGAGCAUAUUACAUACAUGUCUUGAUUGGUAAUAUUUAUACAGUUUCAUGAUUUUUAUGCAUUAGAAUUUGCUAAAGAGCACUUACAACAAUAUUUUUUUGUUCUAUGCAUGACAUUUGGGAUAGCGGUGAACCAGGGAAAAAGUAUUCGUUCAAAACGUGAGGGACAUUGUAUGUAAGCACUUGCCUUCGGUAUUCCCUUCUAAUUGCAGGUAUAUGUCAGUAAUGAUCGUGUUUCGUAUUGUAUGCCGUCCUAUGCACUUUUAUAUCUGCUAGUUUAUUGAUACAAGAGACGUAUCUAUCAUUCGCCAAACGUAAUUUUUUGACUAUUAGAAAUUCGUGAAGGUACGAUGCACGCACAACAUUUAGAUCAACAAAAAGUGAUUCUGUGUGAGCAGUACAUGAAAUGUUUGCAAUACAGCGAAUGAUCCUUUUCUGCAAUAAGGUUGAUACCAAGGUUGCGUGUUCGAACCUGGCCUUAGGUACAAAAAUAAUGGUACCAUGAUGUUACACGUAAGGUUUGUCUGCACAGUGUGGCGACUUGUUGCACGUGCCGCAGGGUAGGACUGCGGAUAAUUUGGGCCACCUGGGGUUCGUUUGACGUGCGCCGGAAAUCUCCGACGCAUGGUGCUGGAAGCAUUGUUUACCUCCCUCACAUUGCUACCGCCCUCGGCCGGGAUUGGACCAGCGAUCUUGCAGUUAGCAUGCGGUGAUGCACGGAAGAAGUUCGGUCCUGAUUUCGGUUCAGGCAGUUUUCGGGUAGUUUACCAGUUUUGGGCAGUUUUGCGUAGAAUCGUACCAUGCGGUUUGGCCUUAAGCACAGGACUUCUCGUGCGCUGCCUCACUGGCGGCGGCGAGGCGACGUCAGAGCCGCAUAAGUUUCUGUAUUCGCGGUGCCCAUUUUCUCUGCUUCUAUUACCCUUUCGCUAUGAAACGUUCAGUGGAAGUUCACAUUGGUGCAAAGAAUCGUCUUUUACGUUUACAUCUGAUGCCCUGUCACAGCCACUUUAAGUUAGAUGAAAUAGUAUGAUACAGCUGCAAGUCACUAUGGAAAGAAAGUGAUGUGGCCAAUUCCUUUUGUUGUGGAAUUUCAGUGGAUGUACCAGCUUUUGUUUCUUGCAUUUUGUUACCUAUGGUCAUUCUUGAGUGUCACAUCAGCAGUUCAGUACGUUUUAUAUGAAAAGUGCUACUCCAUGUAGAAUCUCUCCAUGUACAACUUGUGCACAUGAUAUCACAAAUAUUCAGGGGUGUUGGAAGGUGGGGGCAGGGUGGGCAGUCGCCCCCCCCCCCCCUGAACUUCCGCUAUGAGGGUCCCGCCACCCCAUGUUUCUUCCAUAACUCCCAACCGAGACAGAUUUGCUUUCAGCUCUGUUACAGCAGAAUGAAAAUGAACACCGGUUUAAAAAGUAGGGGACGAAAUUCACCCGAAUACUACUACAGUCAACCCUCGAUUUAUGAACACUCUCGGUUCCCCGAAAAAUCGUUCAUAAAUCGAGGGAUUCAUAAAUCGAAAAUUCAGUUAACUGAGUACUAUCGAGCAAAUGCAACAGUGUUUCCGAGUUGGGAUUGUGUUUAUAAUGCCAUAUAUUGUGUAAUUUUGCUUUUGACCAUGCCUUCUGCUGUAUCAAUCUCACAAAGAACAGAUGUUAGCGCAUUCACACUCUGUUUAUUAUGCAAUACUAAAUUGUUUAAUUUUGCUUUGGACCAUGCCUUCCGCUGUGUCAACCUUGGAAAUAAGAGAUGUCACCACUGUC